AUGGACGACCUACCAGAGCUCGCAGAUGAUGGACAUAACUGGACAGCUUAUGGCAGCUGGGUCCUAAAUGCCAUUGCAGACGAAGGCUUGAUAGGGUUCCUACUCGGGUCUGAAACACGACCUAUGCAUCCAGCACAGCUGAAAGGUCGAGGUGAAGGCUGGACACCUCAGACCAACAAGGAACGAGACGAGGUCGCAGCAUGGCAAACCUCAGAUGAGUUCUGGCACAAGCAGAGCUCGAAGGUCAAUCUUCUAUUGAUCUUCGGAAUUUCGGACUACAUAUUCUCAUUCAUACUCCAUCUAAAAACACCCCUCGAGAAGUUCACCUACCUCGAGAAGCACUAUGGCUCAGUUACGAGACCAGAAAGCUGGAAAACGACUGAGGAGGACGCGCAAAGUGACGACUUGCAAAAUUGCCACUCACCCGUACUACACGAGGCUGAAGCAACCUCUCAGCAAACCAGUGGCAGCCUUCUCGGCCAGUCGGCUACUCAUGACAACAAAAAGGACAGCACAGAGCUGUCACUAGAGACUGUAGAAGUCACGCCUAGUCAGUGCAGACAAGUCGAAGCGUCAAGCAUCGACAUACCUACAGCAGAGGUCGAACACGCCCUGAAUGGGCACUCGGAGCUGGAGCUGGAGGGAGUGCCAUGCGAAGCAGGCAGCGGCUCAAUGGAUGAACUUGGAGAUGCAAACCCUAAGAUGUCAAGUGGCCGUACAGACGAGACCAGCACUACAGGCACGCGCAGUCAACUCGUCAUUGCCAACGUGACAAGGGAUUUACAUCUACUCAAACCCGGCAGCGAGACUUUCGAUCUCGCAAUCAAUUCUACUAAUCUCGAGAACACUUAUGCCAUCAAAACUACUUCGCAGAUGCCUGUCAAUCACGAUCAGCACAUCCAAACGUGCAGCAGUCUGAUCACCAACGUACCUGACCCUCCAUGCAUCCAUGUUGCAGCUCCAAACCCAUUCAUUGGACAAUCUGACCAAGUCUUUGGUACUUCGAACACAGAAAGGAAGUUAGCGCGAGCGCAAACGGUCAGCAAUGGAGAAAUUACCAUACCGCAUCCUCACGAAGCCCAAAUGGCCCUUUCGGAUCAGGCAGCGCUCACUAACGAGCCAAAAUGCCUCAAAGAUCUGCAAGAGGCCGAGCGACCCCACCCCGAACGAGAUCGCGCGCCUGCAGUGCGACAAGAGACCUGCAAAGGUCAGUGCACAUGGAAUGUCUCAAUUGAUGAGACCGGGGGUCUAGGCAAGCACGGCGGGGGUACCUCCCACUGGGAGGAUAGUCGAGAUGGUGGGAGAGCAUCGACGAAGCUGAAGAUAAGAGCAAUCAGCGUUCGAACGGCCGAGAUACGAGAUGGCUCACCAAAUGUAGUUUUUCGGCCACAGGAAGCCGACGACGAGCGCUACAGUAGCGGGAAGGACAGCACAACAAGCAGCAAUGCCGUCUGCUCGAACGGAGCAACAAAGAAGCUGCUGGCUGACAUCCGAAGUCAGAACGUUCGAAAACAAGAGGUAGAACGGCCGAACCACUUACCUGCACCACCCGAACCCCCUCUGGACCUAAUCGCGCAUAUCCGUAUACCAUACAGGGCUCGACGUCGAUGCGGCAGGAUCAAAGUAGAUCUACGAAGCGUCAGCGAAGCUCGCACGAAUGGAAACGCACACCAGGCAACUGGUAUUACCUUCGAAACCACUCGAGUUACCUUAUGGAGGCCCUCGCGACCUCUCAAGAUUCCUCUGGACGUUGCUAACGCCUACCUAUGGCAGGGGGUGCGCCCUAUAUCGAUGCGCGCCAUCGACGGCCCUCACGAACGUCGUACAACGCUCGCACAGCGAUGUGGCAAAGUCACGACGCGCGCACGAGUGGCGUAUUACCAAAACGGGAACGACGCGCAAGCACAGCCACGACGCGCACCUCACACUACGGACUCGAAGCUCAAUACACGAAUUACACUCGUUUAA
Messenger RNA from Pisolithus orientalis, 1968 nucleotides. RefSeq lists its product as uncharacterized. The record is from RefSeq and is a predicted model, not a curated record. The coding region runs from base 1 to 1968 and encodes 655 amino acids. The transcript has a single exon. NCBI's taxonomy places the organism in Eukaryota, Fungi, Basidiomycota, Agaricomycetes, Boletales, Pisolithaceae.